AGAGUGGACAACGGGUGCUUUAUGGUGUACGACCGCCCAGACUUCAUGGGUAACCAGGUCUUCUUGAGGAGAGGGGAAUACUCAGAUUUUCAGCGCAUGGGGAGCAUGAUGGGCAUUAUGGGCAUGGCGGUGAUGGAUACCAUUCGCUCUUGUCGCAUGGUCCCCAUGCACAGGGGACAGUUCAGGAUAAGGAUCUACGAAAGGGAGAACCUUGAAGGCCAGAUGCAUGAGCUAAUGGACGACUGUGAGUCUCUUCAGGAUCGUUACCAUAUGUCUGACUGCCAGUCCUGCAAUGUGAUGGACGGCCACUGGCUGAUGUUUGAGCUGCCCAACUACAGAGGCCGGAUGCUGUACGUGAGGCCAGGAGAGUACCGGAACCUCAGAGAGAUGGGAAUGAGCAACGAGACGAGAAUCAGCUCCAUUAGACGCAUCAUGGAUAUAUGCUGA
Messenger RNA from Morone saxatilis (striped sea-bass), 447 nucleotides. Its product is annotated as gamma-crystallin M3-like. Gene Ontology annotation, molecular function: structural constituent of eye lens. Lineage: Eukaryota; Metazoa; Chordata; Actinopteri; Moronidae. The annotation marks the transcript as partial. The record is from RefSeq and is a predicted model, not a curated record. Gene Ontology annotation, biological process: visual perception; lens development in camera-type eye. The transcript is spliced from 2 exons.